GACCGGGUUGUCAUCCUAUGGUCUUUCUCUCCGCUUCCCUAGAUUUUUCUACCCCUAGACGACUUGCCGUGGUUAGAGAACAACUUGCACCAUGGAUAUCGCCCUUGAAAUCUGGGACACCUUUAUUGGUGAUCGCUUGUAUUCGGCGCUUCUUCCUACCUCGCUGUCCUCCUCAAUCACCAUUCCUGGCUUCACCAAUGUCGCCAACAGCACCCUGUCGCUUUUCGGCGCCACACAGCCCUUCGUUUACGAACCUGCCACGCAACUAAUCUAUCUCGAGCCCUCGAAGUAUGCGUAUAUGAGCGCCUGGCCUCGAAACAACAUUUACCGCCAAUUCCUCAGUUUCUUCUUGAUCGUCUGGAUUUUCGGUUUGAUCACAUACUUCAUUUGCGCCUCCCUUUCCUACAUCUUUAUCUGGGACAAGUCGACCGUUCAUCACCCGAAAUUCCUAAAGAACCAAAUUCCCAUGGAAAUCAAGCAGACCAUGGAGUCCAUGCCCAUCAUGUCUCUCCUCACUGCUCCGUUCUUGGUCGCGGAAGUUCGUGGUUACGCCAAACUCUAUGACUCGUUCUCAGAUGAGCCUUUCUGGGGCUACAGCUUCAUUCAAUUCCCGUUGUUCAUCGCGUUCACCGAUCUCUGUAUCUACUGGAUCCAUCGUGGCUUGCACCACCCUCUGAUCUACAAGACCUUGCACAAGCCUCACCAUAAGUGGAUCAUGCCUAGUCCCUUCGCGUCGCAUGCUUUCCACCCUAUGGACGGUUGGUCGCAGAGUGUGCCCUACCACCUAUUUCCAUUCAUUUUUCCUCUCCAGAAGCUCGCCUACGUUUUCCUUUUCGGUUUCAUCAACCUCUGGACCGUCUUGAUCCACGACGGUGAAUACGUUGCCAACAGCCCUGUGAUCAACGGAGCCGCCUGCCACACCAUGCACCAUCUCUACUUCAACUACAACUAUGGACAGUUCACCACCUUGUGGGACCGCAUGGGCGGUAGCUACCGGAAGCCCAACGAAGAACUUUUCCGUCGCGAGACAAAGAUGGACCAGAAGGAGUGGCAGAGACAGACCAAGGAGAUGGAGACUAUCCUCAAGGACGUUGAGGGUGAGGAUGACCGCAAGUACCUGGCCGAGGAAGAGACGAAGAAAGUCCUCUGAUGUAUCACUGCGUGCAUCCACGACCUGGCUCCAUGGAACCGUUUUACUUUCUUACAUUCGCAUGUGUUUGUAUCGAGGUU
Molecule: messenger RNA, 1230 nt
Organism: Aspergillus ruber CBS 135680
Lineage: Eukaryota; Fungi; Ascomycota; Eurotiomycetes; Eurotiales; Aspergillaceae
Product: sterol desaturase family protein
Exons: 2
Coding region: 92-1150 (352 amino acids)
Biological process (GO): lipid biosynthetic process
Molecular function (GO): oxidoreductase activity; iron ion binding
Source: RefSeq, a predicted model, not a curated record